Messenger RNA from Pistacia vera, 699 nucleotides. RefSeq lists its product as uncharacterized. The record is from RefSeq and is a predicted model, not a curated record. The transcript has a single exon. Bases 1 to 699 code for a protein of 232 amino acids. Lineage: Eukaryota; Viridiplantae; Streptophyta; Magnoliopsida; Sapindales; Anacardiaceae.
AUGAAAGGAUUGGGAUCCACCGUCAAGUGGCUUGGCAAGCUCCAUCCCGAAGUAAGGAGAGACACAACCAAGUGGUGGGAGUUCCACAACGACCAUAGGCACAACACCGCAGACUGUAUUGCCUUACGACUUGAGGUUGCCGUACUUCUGAAAAGGCGACAUCUCCAUGAUCUAUUUACUAACAAGGGGAAGAACAUCAUUAGCCAGAAAAGCUCCAAAGAACCGUCACCCCCUCCGUGGAAACCCACACGAAAAUGUUUCUGCUCGCUCAUCUCCGGAGGAUCAGAGAUCAGCGGGGUAAGUUACUCAUCGGCCAAGCGGUAUGCUAGAGCCAACCACCACCAUGAAGUCCAGUCCAUCCAUCCAGUCCUGCGGUCACACUCUCAUCAGGUAAUUCAGUUUGAAGAUGACGAACCGGUCACACUGGCUACUCCUCAUCACGAUGCUUUAGUCGUCUCCCUGCAGAUUGCCAACAUCCUAGUGAAAAGGGUGUUCGUAGAUAGGGGUUCGUCAGCAAACAUCCUGUUCCUUGAAGCAGUCAAGGCAAUGGGACUAGAAGAAGCAAACAUCAACAGGCGACUGACACUGCUGGUUAGGUUCAGCUCGGAGCAGAAAUACUCUGUCAGAGAGGUCGUCCUCCCCAUCUACGCUGGCAAAAUAAACAAACAGACCGUCUUUGUAAUAACUGCUUCAUACUAG